Owenia fusiformis is the source of this 3194-nucleotide messenger RNA. The record is from the annotation of a GenBank genome assembly. Lineage: Eukaryota; Metazoa; Annelida; Polychaeta; Sabellida; Oweniidae.
GGAAGAUUUAAUGACGACGACGCAGCCCAUCGAUAUUAAUGAGUUAUGGUAUGAAAUCUCCAUCAUCUAUUCACCUGUGAUUGCAAUGUCAUGAUGCUACCGUAUAGUAUAAAGCAGACAUAAUCGAGUAAUUAUAUACCGGUAGCAAUACGUGCUCUAGUAUUGCAUUUGUAGUUGUGAAUAAGGCGGUUGGUAGAUCGGGAUAUCGUGGAUUUCCAUACUGAUAGGUUCGUCGAUAUUACCAAGGCAACGUGUUGAUUUAGCUAUACAGCGAUUAUGUUAAAGAAUACAAUGUAUAUAUACAUGUAUAUUAUAGAUACACAUGUGUAAUCUCAUCACUUAAUCGAUGCUGGAACAGGUGUGGUUGUUCAUUGUUACGGGAUUAAUCUGGGACGUUAACAUCAUGAAUGACGACAUAGUGGUAUAGCCGACGCGAAAUCGGCGUGAUUCCAGAAGUAAAAUCUAAUGAAUUUGUCUAGAUUACGACAAGAUAGAAGUUUUGGGUUGUAUGGACUGACGUAGGUAACUACAGUGACUGCUAACAAGUGACGACCCCAGCGAUGCGACGACAUAUAACUGUGCCCCAUUGAAAUACAUUCUCACAUCAGGGACUUCCAAGAGAUUAUAUGCGUAUCGAUUUGAACUACAUAAACAUAAUUCUAAAAAAGAUGGGCGAUGAUAGAAUAAACUAAGACACAGAACAAAACAAUAUUAAGGAUAACGAAUCAUAUGAUGCGUCGGAAUAGAUCAAUGGGGUGAAAGUCCACUUCUAAGAGUCGAUAAUGCUGGGUGCUGAUUGUUAGUGUUGCCAGGCGACAAUAUUGAACGGCAAUAAUUAUAAGGAUGAUGGUACCUACAACAGAAUCAUGUCCGCCGGUGAAAAAGAAACUGACACGGACCCAGGCCAUUGUUGUGACUACUAUCCCUUCGACGUUUGCCACUAGCAAUACUCUCACCACUAAACCCAGUGGCACACGGAAGAAACUUUUAAGAACAUUGUCACUUACAUCUGACGCAGUUAGCAGGACGUUAGGUCUAUCAUCGAGCCGAAGUGACAUAUCUUUCGACCAACAUAACACCCGACCAACAUCGUUAACCCUCUCAAAUUCAGCGUCAUACUCUACGUCUUCGAUUGCAACUGAGUCCGAAGAAGGCUCAGAUUGCGAUGGAGGACAGAGGCUCAAGGUGGAAAAACAAACCCUACGAGCCACUAAAUCUAAUAGCUCGGCUACAGAUAGACGUUGGGGGAAACCACCAAGGCCUCCUAAUUUGGAUAUUUCCCGCAAGAGAAACAACUAUCAGAAUGUAACUAGCCCUUUGGCGAAGACCGUAUUAAAAAAGAAAAACUCCAGCCAUAUAUUAGGUAGUUUCACUGUAGGAGGGGGGUCAACAGAAAACCCACAAUUUAGGAAAUCGAUCUCUUAUUCAUCAUGUCCAAAUCUUCUGGACGACGAUAAACAUCUCGAGCAAUUUGAUAUUAUUUCAAAGAGCAAACACCACAAGCGGAAAUCUCCCUCACACACUCCAAAGAACAUGUCACCCAAAGUGGGCAAUUCCCCGGUCUCUUCACCAUGCCCAUCCCCCAAUAGUUUACUAAAAGUACCCGAUAUUUUCACAACCUCGUAUACUCGCAGUAAUUCAAUGCCCCGAGGUAGCUCUAAUCACGGGCCUGGACGCAAGGAUUCGUGGUCCGCAAGUCCAAUCGAGCUUUCACCGAAGCAUAGGGACUUACUACAAAGUGUCGACACUGGUACUGAUCUUUCGGGAUUGACGAUAUCUGCUAGGGUUACAAAGGGCCUAAGUGUUCCAAAUCUCUUUGACACGCCGGAUUCACCCAUAGUAAAAGAGCUCAUCAAAAAAUGCUACUCCGACACUCCCCCAAAGACCAGAUCUGAUUCCGACGGAAAUCCGAACGUUUUCUAUCGGGAUUCAAACUGUGCCCAAAUCAUGGAACAUUUAUUUUUAGGUAACAUUGAAUCGGCUCACAAUGAACGACUGCUAUGUAAACUUAAGAUAGACGGCAUCAUUGACAUUGCAAAUGUUGACAUAGAUGAUAUCCCGGCUGAGAAAAGACUAAGCUGUCCAUGUUCCUGCCCGAUUUCGAGGCAUUCUCGCCCGAAACUAUACAUUAAUGUAGAUGACAAUGAACUUGCCGAUAUGGAGCCAUAUUUUGAUGAAAUCAAUAGGUUUAUUGAAGGUACUCGGAAGAGAAACAAACGUGUCUUGGUUCAUUCUUAUUUUGGUAAAUCACGAGCUGUUACGGCCUUAGUCCAGUACAUCAUGAAGAUGUACAACCUGCCUUUAAAAACUGCUUAUAACGUUGUAAGGAAGGCCAGACCAGAAAUAAACGUCAACCCACGGUUUCAAAGGCUUCUAGAAGCUCUCAAUCAGCGGUUGACACCUGGAGGGAGGGAUAAAUUUAGAUUUGAUGACGUCGAUGUGUCAUUUGGUAAUGUAAAAGAAGCGUGGUCUGAUGUGUGACCUGGUGGAGAGGAAAAUGUGAAUCUUAUUAUGAAUAUGUCGACAUCUACAUUGAUUAAUACAGUUCUGGGAUCUACAACUAUUUCCAGGUGUGGAGCUAUUCUGUAUCAGUGUUAUUCUGUCAUUGUAAUACAGAAUAUUGGAUUUAUUGAGGUCCUUGCUAGACCUUUAGGAAACCAUAAAUGGUUCUAUUUGUUGAAGAAAAUGUCCCAAACUUGGGUAGGAUAUCAUGAGAUAUAGCUUUUAGAAAUGCAUUUUGAAAGAAUACAAUAUGUUGAUCUAGUUGACAAAGGAAAGGAUCUAAAGGUCCAAUAUCUGGUGGUAUACGACACGAGAAGACUCAAUUAUGCGUUUGGAUAUUAAGUCCUCCAUCGGGUGUUCACGCCAUUAUCAUAUCAGUUGUGCGGAGGCAACAUUGGAAUGUUGUGUUACCCUUCAACAUAAUUGUAAUGUAAAAAUACUGAUAUUGGAUAGGUGUUAAUUGAAUGUUGAUUGUGGUUUGUUAUUGUAUUCUCAUAUUUUGAUGACGUCAACCUCUGACGUCAGAUGAUCUUGUGACUGUUUGUAUUCAAGAUUUACUGUGAUAUGUUGGAAGCGAUAUUUUUAAUACCAGAGUCACAGGCUGGUAUCGAAAGAUUUGUCCGCUGUGACAGAGCAUGCUGUUUUUCAUAAAAACACUAAGAAUACUUCACAAUUUAUUCACAACUCAUGUG